This is a messenger RNA of Oryzias melastigma (Indian medaka), 2325 nucleotides long. RefSeq names its product receptor accessory protein 3b (gene reep3b). Gene Ontology annotation, cellular component: endoplasmic reticulum membrane; cytoplasmic microtubule; endoplasmic reticulum tubular network. Gene Ontology annotation, molecular function: microtubule binding. The record is from RefSeq and is a predicted model, not a curated record. NCBI's taxonomy places the organism in Eukaryota, Metazoa, Chordata, Actinopteri, Beloniformes, Adrianichthyidae. The transcript is spliced from 8 exons. The coding region runs from base 319 to 1119 and encodes 266 amino acids. Gene Ontology annotation, biological process: endoplasmic reticulum tubular network organization.
GAUUGGCCGUCCUCUGGUCUAUGCUGAUGACGUCAGCAGCCCUCUGUGGUGUCAGGAUCCAGGCAGCAAAGUGGAGACGGGGAAGGAAGAGCAUUUAUCAAAACAACAGGAAUCCACAUCUAUAAACACCGGCCCAUGGGUGUAGCGUCCGGACAGUGAGCUCGGGGGUUCUGCUGGAGGCUCCGCGGUGUCGCAGCCGCCACUUUCUGUCGUCUCUCAUCGAACUUGUUGAAGUUUACAGCCAACGGACAGCGCUAACUUUAGCACCGGGGCUGUUUCUGCCUCUGCCUCGGCUCCAGCCCCACCAAAGCCGUCGAGAUGGUGUCUUGGAUGAUUUCAAGAAGUGUCGUGCUGCUGUUUGGGACUCUGUAUCCUGCAUACUACUCCUACAAAGCCGUGAAGACCAAGAACGUCAAGGAAUAUGUGCGGUGGAUGAUGUACUGGAUCGUGUUUGCCCUCUACACUGUUGUGGAGACCAUCACUGACCUGACGCUGGCGUGGUUCCCGCUGUACUAUGAGCUGAAGAUUGCGUUUGUGAUUUGGCUGCUGUCCCCGUACACCAGAGGAGCGAGCCUCAUCUACAGGAAGUGUCUGCACCCUCUGCUGUCCUCCAGAGAGCGGGAAAUCGAUGACUACAUUGUGCAGGCCAGAGAACGGAGUUAUGAGACCAUGGUGAACUUUGGCAAGCAGGGGCUGAGCAUCGCAGCCACCGCUGCAGUCACUGCAGCCGUCAAGGGCCAGGGCGCCAUCACUGAAAAGCUGCGCAGCCUGAGCAUGCACGACCUGACUCAGAUCGGCCAGCAGGACGAGGGAGGAAACCAGCUGUACCAGUACAACUCACGCUCCGCCAACCCCGCCGUGAGGAGAGCGCAGAGCUCCGACCACGCGGCCGAUGAGAGCUUCUAUGAUCAAGAGGAGAGAUCUGACGAAGAGGCCGAGCCCACCUUCUCUGAAGACGAGGCCGUGAGUCAGAAAGGACUGAGGCGGUCGCAGAGCGUCAAGAUGACCCGAUCCAGAGCCCGCAAAGACGCUCGCUACGGUUCUCUGAAGAUCAAGGGCAAGAAGAGGCCUGCUCUGAGCUCCGUUAACUACGGCAUGGCGAGGGACACGCCCAGCUGAGCACGCCGCAGAGCUGGCAGCUGACUGGAGGACGGCUCCUCAUCUUCUUCAUCACCCUGCUCAUCCAAAACCAGCAGCUCAGAGAUGAACUCUGAGCCUUUAUGGAAGUUUACCGUGUACAUAACGUGUUCCACUUUUUUAUCUGACAUAGAAGUGUUCUCUGUGUCAUCUUAUAGUUUCGUCUUAUUUGUUGUCAUCUGAGGAGCUCAUUGGCUGAACAGACUAGUGGGAGGAGCUGGUGUCGCUGCAGCUCCUUUACCAUCUGACCUGUCAGCAAAUACUUUUAAAGAACCAGUUUGUCCUUUUUUUAUCCGCAGCAUUCCUCCAACAAUCUCAGAGCCGUGAGGUUGAAUAUGAAGCUUCAGACUUUGGGGUAUUCUGUCAUGAAAUGUGCUGAAACACACAGAAGAGCUGCGCUGUUAUGUGAACGUCUUCAGACGAUCAGCCGCUUUCAGCAGGACUCCUCUGUCCAAACCAGUUCUGCCUUCGAUGCUGAUCAGUGCCUCACACUAACCGGGCCGGGUUUCAACAACGCCAGGCCUGAGCGGGACCGUUUGAUCCGGAGCUGAGCCGGACCUCAGCAGAGUCAAACGGUCCCGUCUGAACACUAUCUGAGUCCGCCGGAGCUGGACGAUGAACCAAAGAGAUGCAGAGCGGGUCUGAGAGGACCAGCUGCUCUCCUCACUAAAGAGACGCUCCCACUUCUGCUUUUCAUCAUGUAUUGUUCCGUGUCCUGAACUGUUGUUUUCCUGCUGCGUGUCCUGGGAUCAUUGAGGAUUUGCUUUUGUUUGAUGUUCCUGUGUAAGCGUGUGAUUUGCACAAACACUCGCGGGCCUCUUCCUCAGACGGGUCAGAACGAUGAUGGUGCACGUCAGUGACAUCUUUUGGAAGGGGGCGUGUCUGUCUGAAGGGGCCCGUGAGGUUUUUAUUUUAACGCUGUUGUCUCCUUUCAUCUCAUCAGAGCGUGUAUUUAUAUCUGAGGACUGGGCUCAUUAACCAUACUAACAGAGAAAGCUGACUGAUGGUCGUCAUCCAGACCAUUUCUGUUUUUACUGAGAGAAUAUCAAGUUAAGACUACUUGGAUGAUUCUCCUCCAUCGAUGUCUCUCCUGUGACUGACGAAACCAAAGCUGGACGCCCCGCCUGAUGCUGGAGUUGUGUAUGUUUGGGGGAGUGUGUUGUAAUAAAUGAAACCUACUGAAGCAUU